UAGAGAUGACCUCACUUCCUGCUGUUAGGCUGUCUUGUGAUUACCUCAUUUCCUUCUUUGGAGGGGGGCGGAUCGCCUCAUAUCGCACAGAAUCCCAAGAUGGCGUCGAGUGGAGGAGAUGGAGAACCUGAGUGGACUGCGGCUGUCCGACCGCUUUUAUCAGCUUCUUACACGGCCUUUGAGACGAAGGAGCUGCCGCAGCUUGUGGGAUCUAUCAUUAACAGUGAAUCUGAGAUUCUACACCAUGACAAACAGUACGAGCCCUUUUACUCAUCCUUUGUGGCUCUUUCUGCACAUUACAUCACCACGGUCUGUGGACAGAUUCCUAGAAAUCAGUUACUGUCUGUAGCUGCUGCCUGUAAAGUAUUAAUCGAAUUCUCGCUGCUACGACUUGAAAACCCAGAUGAAGCGUGUGCAGUUUCACAGAAGCACCUGAUCCUUUUAAUAAAAGGACUGUGCACUGGCUGUAGCCGCCUGGACAGAACAGAGAUCAUUACCUUCACUGCGAUGAUGAAGUCUGCCAAACUUCCCCAGACUGUGAAGACUCUCUCGGAUGUGGAAGACCAGAAGGAGCUGCCUUCCCCGGUGAACCCUGAGCUGAGACAAAAGGAGGUCCAGAUGAACUUCUUCAACCAGCUGACCUCGGUCUUCAACCCCGACGUGACCCUGCUGGCGUCCCCUUCCACCCACGCACAGGCGGAAAGUGAUGGUGACGAUCAGACAACUGCAGACCAAGCUACACAGGCCAAAAUGAAGAAUGCCUUUAUUUCCCAGAAUGUGGCAAGUUUACAAGAGCUGGGAGGCUCGGAGAAGCUGCUGCGUGUGUGCCUCAACCUGCCGUACUUCCUGCGCUACAUCAACCGCUUCCAGGACGCUGUCUCGGCCAACUCCUUCUUCAUCAUGCCGGCCACCGUCGCAGACGCCACAGCCGUGCGCAACGGGUUUCAUUCCCUUGUGAUUGAUGUGACAAUGGCCCUAGACACGCUGUCUCUGCCUGUGCUGGAGCCCCUGACUCCUGGAAGAUUAUUAGAUGUGACUGUUCUUGCCCUCAGCUGUCUCUAUGCAGGUGUUAGUGUAGCCACCUGCAUGGCCAUUCUGCAUGUUGGUAGCGGUCUUCAGCUGCGCACUGCCUCCACCGGCUCCAAGGAGGAAGACUAUGAGAAAGAUGCUGCUACAAUAGUCCAGAAAUGUCUUGAAAUUUAUGACAUGAUUGGACAGGCUAUUAGCAACUCCCGUCGAGCAGGUGGUGAGCAUUAUCAGAACUUCCAGCUUCUGGGAGCAUGGUGCCUGCUAAACAGCUUGUACUUGAUCCUGAACCUCAGCCCCACUGCCCUGGCUGAUAAGGGCAAGGAGAAGGACCCUCUGGCUGCCCUGCGUGUCCGGGACAUCGCCGCCCGCACUAAGGAUGGGGCGGGAUCACCCAAGCUGGGGCCAGGGAAGGGACAUCAAGGAUUUGGAGUUCUUUCUGUAGUCCUGGCCAACCACGCCAUAAAACUGCUCACGUCACUCUUCCAGGAUUUGCAAGUAGAGGCACUGCACCGGGACUGGUCAAGCGAUGGCCCUCCGGCAGAGCUCAACAUCAUGGCCCAAAGCACCUCCAUCCAGAGGGUGCAGCGACUGAUCGACUCUGUGCCACUCACCAACUUGCUUUUCACUCUGCUGUCCACCUCCUACCGAAAGGCCUGUGUCCUCCAGCGCCAGAGAAAAGGUUCGGUGAGCAGUGAUGCCAGUGCCUCCACAGACUCCAAUACGUACUACGAGGAUGACUUCAGCAGUACAGAGGAAGACAGCAGUCAAGACGAUGACAGUGAGCCCAUCUUGGGCCUGUGGUUUGAGGAGACAAUCUCUCCCAGCAAAGAGAAGGUGGCCCCACCCCCACCUCCUCCCCCACCCCCACUGGAGACGUCCCCCCGGCUGAAGAGUCCCAGCAAGCAGACCGCUGGGGAGAAUGGCAACAUCCUGGCCAGCCGCAAGGAUCCGGAGCUGUUUUUAAGCCUGGCCUCCAGCAUUCUGAACUUCAUCACCACCUCAAUGCUGAAAUCCAGGAACAACUUCAUUCGCAACUACCUGAGUGUGUCUCUGACAGAGCAGCACAUGGCCACCCUGGCCAGCAUCAUCAAAGAUGUAGACAAGGACGUCAAGGGGUCAUCUGAUGAAGAAUUUGCAUCUGCUCUUUAUCACUUCAACCACUCACUGGUGACGUCUGAUCUGCCUUCACCAGCGCUGCAGAACACCCUUCUGCAGCAGCUGGGAGUAGCACCUUUCUCCGAGGGGCUUUGGCCUCUGUACAUUCAGCCCCAGUCACUCUCGGUGCUCUCCAGGCUGCUGCUCAUCUGGCAGCACAAGGCCAGUGUCCAGGGGAACCCCGACGUGCCGGAGUGCAUGAAGGUCUGGGAGAGGUUCGUGGGGACGCUGAAGCAGCACGCCCUGCAGGGGGCGAUGCCGAGCGACGUGGAGGACCUGAAUGUGGAGCACCUGCAGCUGCUGCUGCUCAUCUUCCACAGCUUCUCGGAGAAGGGGCGGGGCAGCGUGCUGGCCAUGUGCACGCAGGCCAUCGCCGAGGUGGCCGCCCGCGUCGACACGCAGCUGCACGCAGUGCCCCUCCACCUGGCUCGCAUUCUGCUGGUCUUCGACUACCUGCUGCAUCAGUACUCCAGAGUCCCCAUGUACCUCUUUGAGCAGGUCCAGUAUAACCUGCUUACUCCCCCAGUGGCUGGGAGCACUCCUGGCCAGGAGGGGAGCAAGCGCAGCACAGCUCCUCUUUACUAUGGCUUCAAGGAGGUGGAGGAGAACUGGACAAAGCACUGCCCGGCAGAUUCCACACCUCAGCCUAAAUUCUACUGUGUCCUUUCACCCGAAGCAUCAGAAGAUGACCGAAGCCACUUGGACAGUUCGGUGUUCCAGGUCCUGUUUAACAGAGCGACCAAGUAUGAUGAGCUGUACUCCUACCUGAUUUCCCUCCUGUCUGCUGGCUCACAGUUCGACAUGACCAGGAGGCAGGAGAACAAAACGAUCACACCCCUGGAGGCCUGCUCCCUCCAGUACUACUUCCUCAUUCUGUGGCGGAUCCUGGGCAUCUUGCCGCCUUCCAAGGCCUACAUUGACCAGCUGAAACCGAGCGCCAGCGACCCCGGCGAGAGCGACAUCCUGCACACCCUGCGCUGGUCGUCCAGGCUCCGCGUCGGCACCUACGUCAACUGGAUCAAGGAGCACCUUAUUAAACAAGGAAUGAAACCGGAGCACGCUGCCUCUCUGAUCGAAGUGGCGUCGGCCAAGUGCAGCGCUGUGAAGUACGAUGUGGAGCUGGCAGAGGAGUACAUCGCUCGGCAGAUCUCGUCAUUCUGCUGUAUCGAUCCCAGCGCCAUCCUGUCUCUCCAAGUGCCCAACCUGCAGACCAUUUACACCCUGGACGCGGUCAUCUCCAAGGUGCAGGUCUCGCUGGACGAGCACUUCUCUAAAGUGGCCGCCGAGACCGACCCCCACAAGUCCUCCGAGAUCACCAAGAACCUGCUCCCCGCCGCGCUGCAGCUCAUCGACACCUACACCGCCUUCGCCAGGUCCUAUCUGUUGAUGAGUCUCCCCGAGGAAGGAGAGAACAAGCGCUCGGAGGAGAAGCUGCAGGGUUACGCCGCUGUGCUGUCUAUUGGGUCAACGCGCUGCAAAGCCAACGUUCUGGCCCAGCCUGUGAUGCAGAAUCUCCCCUCAGCUGUGCAGACCCUGUGUGACGCCUGGAACAACAUCAACACCAAUGAGUUCCCCAACAUCGGCUCAUGGCGCAACGCCUUUGCCAAUGACACAAUCCCCGCAGAGAGCUACAUCAGUGCCAUCCAGGCGGCGCAUCUUGGCACGCUGAGCAACCAGAGCCUGCCCCUGGCCUCAUCGCUUAAACACAUCCUGCUUUCCCUGGUGCGCCUCACGGGAGACCUCAUCGUCUGGUGCCCUGAGGACCUGAACCCCUCGCAGGUGAUCCGCACGCUGCUGCCCCUGCUCCUGGAGACCAGCAUGGAGAGUGUGGCCGAGGUCAGCAGCACCUCCCUGGAGAGGAUCCUUGGCCCCGCGGAGUCGGACGAGUUCCUGGCCCGCGUUUAUGACCGCCUCAUCACCGGCUGCUACAACAUCAUUGCCAACCACUCCGAUCCCAACAGUGGUCUCGACGAGUCUGUGUUGGAGGAGUGUCUGCAGUACCUGGAGAAGCAGCUGGAGAGCAGCCAGGCCCGCAAGGCCAUGGAGGAGUUCUUCACUGACAGUGGAGAACUAGUCCAGAUCAUGAUGGCCACAGCAAAUGAAAACCUUUCUGCCAAAUUCUGCAACAGGGUUUUGAAGUUCUUUACCAAACUGUUUCAGCUCGCGGAGAAGAGCCCGAACCCCAGCCUGCUGCGCCUGUGUGGCUCCCUGGCCCAGCUGGCGUGCGUGGAGCCGGCCCGGCUGCAGGCCUGGCUGACGCGCAUGACGGCCUCGGCCCCCAAGGAAUCGGACCAGCUGGAGACGGUGCAGGAGAACCGCCAGCUGCUGCAGCUGCUCACCACCUACAUCGUCCGCGACAACAGCCAGGUGGGGGAGGGCGUGUGCACCGUGCUGCUCAACACCCUCAUCCCCAUGGCGACGGAGAUGCUGUCCAAUGGGGAGGGCGCCGGCUUCCCGGAGCUUAUGGCUGUCAUGGCGACGCUGGCCAGUGCGGGGCAAGGAGCUGGGCAUCUGCAGCUCCACCGGGCAGCUGUGGAUUGGCUGGCUAGAUGUAAAAAAUACCUGACGCAGAAGAACGUGGUGGAGAAAGUGAGUGCCAACGUGACCCAGGGCAAGCAUGCCAGCAUGCUGGAGUGCACCUGUCACAUCAUCUCCUACCUGGCGGACGUCAUGAACGCCCUGAGGCAGGGCGGCGGCCAGGGAUCCUCGCACCUGCUGGUGGAGGGCGAGGAGCGGGCCAUCGAGGUGGACUCCGACUGGGUGGAGGAGCUGGCGGUGGAGGAGGAGGACUCGCAGGCCGAGGAUUCGGAUGAAGACUCUCUCUGCAAUAAACUGUGCACCUUCACCAUCACACAGAAAGAGUUCAUGAACCAACACUGGUAUCACUGCCACACGUGCAAGAUGGUGGAUGGUGUUGGGGUUUGUACAGUGUGUGCCAAGGUGUGCCACAAAGACCAUGAGAUUUCCUAUGCCAAGUAUGGCUCCUUCUUCUGUGAUUGUGGGGCAAAGGAGGAUGGCAGCUGCCAGGCCCUGGUCAAGCGCAGCCCCAGCAGCGGCAUGAGCUCCACGAUGAAGGAGUCCUCGGCGUUCCAGAGCGAGCUGCGCAUGCCCGAGAGCGCCAUCCGGCACCAGAGCGCCUCGCCCGCCGACAAGGGCAAGGUCACCAUCUGCGACGGCAAGGCCGGGGACGAGGAGAAGCCCAAGAAGAGCAGCGUGUGCAAGAACAUCGAGGGCUGCCGGGAGGAGCUCCUCGCGCAGGUGGCCGGGUCCUCUACGGCCCCUCUGGUGCUGGAGAUGCUGAUCUUCCUCAUGGAUGCUAUCCAGACCAACUUCCAGCAGGCGUCUGCAGUAGGCAGCAGCAGCCGAGCCCAGCACGCCCUCAACGAGCUGCAUACCCUGGACAAGAACGUGGAGAUGACGGACCAGCUCAUGGUCCCGACGCUGGGGUCUCAGGAAGGGGCCUUCGAGAAUGUCCGGAUGAACUACAGCGGUGAUCAGGGCCAGACCAUCCGUCAGCUGAUCAGCGCCCACGUGCUGCGUCGCGUGGCCAUGUGUGUCCUGUCCUCCCCGCACGGGCGGCGCCAGCAUCUUGCGGUCAGCCACGAGAAAGGAAAGAUCACGGUGCUCCAGCUGUCUGCACUCCUGAAGCAAGCGGACUCCAGCAAGAGGAAGCUGACCCUGACUCGCCUGGCCUCGGCUCCUGUCCCCUUCACCGUUCUCAGCCUCACUGGCAACCCCUGCAACGAGGACUACCUGGCUGUGUGCGGCCUCAAGGACUGCCACGUCCUGACGUUCAGCAGCACAGGUUCGGUCUCUGAUCACCUGGUCCUCCACCCCCAACUGGCCACUGGCAACUUCAUCAUCAAGGCUAUCUGGCUGCCCGGCUCCCAGACAGAGCUCGCCAUCAUCACAGCUGACUUCGUCAAGAUUUACGACCUGUCUGUGGAUGCCCUGAGCCCCAUGUAUUAUUUCCUGCUUCCAAGCUCCAAGAUCCGCGACGCCACCUUCCUGUUCAGCGAGGAGGGCAAGAACACCAUCGUGAUCAUGUCCUCAGCUGGGUACAUCUACACCCAGGUGAUGGAGGAGUCCAGUAGCGCCCAGCACGGCCCGUUUUACGUCACCAACGUCCUGGAAAUCAACCACGAGGACCUGAAGGACAGCAAUGGGCAGGUGGCAGGAGGGGGCGUGUCAGUCUAUUACUCCCACGUGCUGCAGAUGCUCUUCUUCAGCUACGGUCAGGGCAAGUCCUUUGCUGCCACCGUCAGCCGCAGCACCAUGGAGAUGCAGCGGCUUUUCACCAUCAACGUCAAGAGCUCUAACGGUGGCAGUAAGACCUCUCCAGCCCUGUGCCAAUGGUCAGAAGUGAUGAACCAUCCUGGGCUAGUGUGCUGUGUUCAGCAAACUACUGGGAUCCCGUUGGUCAUAAUGGUCAAGCCAGACACCUUUCUCAUUCAGGAGAUCAAGACCCUUCCUGCCAAAGCCAAGAUUCAGGACAUGGUGGCGAUCCGCCACACGGCGAGCAACGACCAGCAGAGAACGACCAUGAUCCUGCUGUGCGAGGACGGCAGCCUGAGGAUCUACAUGGCGAAUGUGGACAACACCUCCUACUGGCUGCAGCCCUCGCUGCAGCCCAGCAGCGUCAUCAGCAUCAUGAAACCCGUCCGCAAGCGCAAGGCCGCUGCUGCCACCACUCGCUCCACCAGUCAGGUCACCUUCCCUGUGGAUUUCUUUGAGCACAACCAGCAGCUGACUGAGGUGGAGUUUGGAGGCAAUGAUCUGCUGCAGGUGUAUAACGCUCAGCAGAUAAAGCACAGGCUGAACUCCACUGGGAUGUACGUUGCCAACACCAAGCCCGGGGGCUUUACAAUAGAGGUGGUCAAUAACAACAGCUCCAUGGUGAUGACAGGCAUGCGGGUGCAGGUGGGCACCCAGGCCAUCGAGAGAGCGCCAUCCUACCUGGAGAUUUUCGGCCGCACCAUGCAGAUGAACCUGACCCGCUCUCGCUGGUUUGACUUCCCCUUCACCCGUGAGGAGGCCCUGCAGGCGGACAAGAAGCUCUCCAUAUUCAUUGGGGCAUCGGUGGACCCCGCCGGCGUCACCAUGCUGGACUCCAUCAAGAUCUACGGGAAGACCAAGGAACAGUUCGGCUGGCCCGAUGAGCCCCCCGAAGACUUCCCCUCGGCCUCGGUCAACAACGUCUGCAGCCCCAACCUCAAUCAGGGCAACGGCACAGGGGACAGCGACAUCGUAACGCCAGCAUCCGCCAGCGGCACGGUGCUGGAAAGGUUGGUGGUGAGCUCCCUGGAAGCCCUCGAAAGUUGCUUUGCUGUCGGGACCACGACGGAAAAGGAGAAGAACAAAUCUGCUGCUCUGGACUUAGCCACCCUGCUCCUGUCCAUGCCCACUCCAGCUGGGGUCCAGCAGCAAACCAAGGGCCUGCUGGCCAGCUUGCACACAAGCCGUUCAGCCUACCACAACCAUAAGGACCAGUCCCUGCUGAGCAACGCAGUGCAGUGUCUGAACACCUGCAGUAGGGAUGGGAAGGACCUGGACCCUGAGGUGUUCCAGAGACUGGUGAUCACCGCGCGCUCCAUUGCCAUCAUGAGGCCCAACAACCUGGUGCACUUCACCGAGUCCAAGCUGCCUCACACUGACGCAGACACAUCAGAGGAGAGCAGGGAGACCCAGAAGCCUUUGGAGAGUGAAGGCUGUAACUUCAUCAUGCAGCUGGUCAAUAACUUCUGGAAGCUCCAUGCUUUAAAACCCAAGAACGCAUUCCUGGCUCCAGCCUGCUUGCCUGGUUUGACACACAUUGAGGCCACAGUGAAUGCUCUAGUGGAUAUCAUUCAUGGAUACUGCACCUGUGAGCUGGACUGCAUCAAUGUCGCCUCUAAAAUCUACAUGCAGAUGUUGUUGUGCCCCGACACCUCUGUGAGCUUUGCCUGCAAGCAAGCCCUGAUUCGAGUUCUGAGACCCAGGAACAAACGCAGACAUGUGACCUUGCCCUCUCCUCCUCGCUCCAACACGCCUAUGGGAGAUAAAGACGACGACGACGAUGACGACGCAGACGAGAAGAUGCAGCCAACUGGGAUGUCCGGUGGGGAGGGCGGGAGACAGGAGAGCCAAGAGCAGAGUGAAGUGGAUCACGGGGAUUUCGAGAUGGUGUCGGAGUCCAUGGUUUUAGAGUCCGCGGAGAACGUGAACAAUGGCAACCCCUCGCCGCUGGAGGCGCUGCUGGCCGGAGCAGAGGGCUUCCCCCCGAUGCUGGACAUCCCUCCCGACGCCGACGACGAGACGAUGGUGGAACUGGCCAUUGCACUCAGCUUGCAGCAAGAUCAGCAAGGCAGCAGUAGCAGCGCGCUGGGCCUGCAGAGCCUGGGCCUGUCCGGCCAGGCCCCCAGCUCCUCCUCGCUGGACGCCGGGACCCUCUCGGACACCACGGCGUCAGCUCCAGCCUCUGACGACGAGGGCAGCACGGCCGCCACAGACGGCUCUACCCUGCGCACCUCGCCGGCCGAGCACGGGGGCAGCGUGGGCUCGGAGAGCGGGGGCAGCGCCGUGGACUCCGUGGCGGGCGAGCACAGCGUCUCGGGCCGCAGCAGCGCCUACGGCGACACGGCGGCCGAGGGGCACCCCGCCGGGCCCGGCAGCGUGAGCUCCAGCACCGGCGCCAUCAGCACCGCCACGGCCCAGCAGGAGGGCGAGGGCUCCGAGGGCGAGGGCGAGACGGAGGGCGACAUCCACACCAGCAACAGGCUCCACAUGGUGCGUCUGAUGCUGUUGGAGCGGCUCCUGCAGCACCUCCCCCAGCUGCACAGCGUCGGGGGAGUCCGCGCGAUCCCAUACAUGCAGGUGAUCCUGAUGCUGACCGCAGACCUGGACGGGGAUGAUGAGAAGGAUAAGGGCGCUCUGGAUGACCUCCUGUCUCAGCUCAUUGCUGAGCUGGGAAUGCACAAGAAGGACGUUUCCAAGAAGAAUGAUCGCACCCCCAUGAAUGAAGUGCACCUGGUCAUUAUGAGGCUUCUGAGUGUGUUCAUGUCCCGUACCAAGUCAGGGUCCAAGUCAUCUUCUGAGUCUUCCUCGCUGAUCUCCAACGCCACCGCCACAGCCCUGCUCAGCCUGGGCGCCAUCGACUACUGCCUCCACGUCCUGAAGUCUCUGCUGGAGUUCUGGAAGACCCAGCAGGGAGAGGAAGAGCCGGCCGCGGCCAGCCAGCUGCUCAAACCCCACACCUCCUCCUCGCCCCCUGACAUGAGCCCCUUUUUCCUCAGGCAGUAUGUCAAGGGCCAUGCUGCGGAUGUCUUUGAGGCAUACUCCCAGCUCCUCACUGAGAUGGUUCUGCGGCUGCCCUAUCAGAUAAAGAAGAUUGCGGACACCAAUCCUCGCAUUCCUCCGCCCAUCUUUGACCACUCCUGGUUCUACUUCCUGUCUGAGUACCUGAUGAUCCAGCAGACCCCCUUUGUGCGCCGUCAAGUGCGCAAGCUGCUGCUCUUCAUCUGCGGCUCCAAGGAGAAGUACCGGCAGCUGCGCGAUCUGCACACGCUGGACUCCCACGUGCGAGGCAUCAAGAAGCUGCUGGAGGAGCAGGGCAUCUUCCUGCGUGCCGGCGUGGUGACCGCCACGUCCGGCUCGGCCCUGCAGUACGACACCCUGAUCAGCCUGAUGGAGCAUCUGAAAGCUUGUGCUGAGAUUGCCACCCAGCGAACUAUAAACUGGCAGAAGUUUUGCAUGAAGGACGAUUCGGUGCUGUACUUCCUGCUGCAGGUGAGCUUCCUGGUGGACGAGGGCGUGUCCCCCGUGCUCCUGCAGCUGCUGUCCUGCGCCCUGUGUGGCAGUAAGGUCCUCUCAGCCUCCUCGUCCUCGGGGCAAUCCGGCACCACGGCCCCAGGAGCCUCCCAGUCGGGUUCCCAAAGCAAGUCCUCCAGCAAGAAGAGCAAGAAGGAGGACAAGGAGAAGGAGAAGGAUGGUGAGGGUGUGGGCAGCCAGGAGGAUCAGCUGUGCACUGCGCUGGUCAGCCAGCUUAACAAGUUUGCCGACAAGGAGACUCUCAUCCAGUUCCUGCGCUGCUUCCUGCUGGAAUCCAACUCCUCCUCUGUGCGCUGGCAGGCUCACUGCCUGGCCCUGCACAUCUACAGGAACUCCGGUAAAUCCCAACAGGAGCUGCUUCUGGAUCUCACCUGGGCUAUCUGGCCUGAGCUCCCGGCGUACGGCCGCAAGGCAGCCCAGUUCGUGGACCUCCUGGGCUACUUCUCUCUCAAAACUCCGCAGACUGAGAAGAAGCUGAAGGAGUAUUCCCAGAAGGCUGUUGAGAUUCUGAGAACACAGAACCACAUUCUCACAAACCAUCCUAACUCCAACAUCUACAACACUCUGUCAGGACUGGUGGAGUUUGAUGGAUACUACCUGGAAAGUGAUCCCUGCCUGGUCUGCAACAAUCCCGAAGUGCCAUUUUCUAACAUCAAGCUGUCCUCUAUCAAAGUCGACACCCGGUACACCACCACCCAACAGGUGGUGAAGCUCAUCGGCAGCCACACCAUCAGCAAAGUCACCGUCAAGAUUGGCGACCUGAAACGCACCAAAAUGGUUCGCACCAUUAACCUGUACUACAACAACCGGACUGUGCAGGCCAUCGUAGAGCUGAAAAACAAACCUGCUCGCUGGCACAAAGCGAAGAAAGUACAGCUGACCCCUGGCCAGACGGAGGUGAAGAUUGACCUCCCCCUGCCCAUCGUGGCCUCCAAUCUGAUGAUCGAGUUUGCCGACUUCUACGAGAACUACCAGGCCUCCACCGAGACCCUGCAGUGCCCACGGUGCAGUGCGUCCGUCCCCGCCAACCCCGGGGUGUGUGGCAACUGCGGCGAGAACGUGUACCAGUGCCACAAGUGCAGGUCUAUUAACUAUGACGAGAAGGAUCCCUUCCUGUGCAAUGCCUGUGGCUUUUGCAAAUACGCCCGCUUUGACUUCAUGCUGUAUGCCAAGCCCUGCUGUGCUGUGGACCCCAUUGAGAACGAGGAGGACAGGAAGAAGGCCGUGACCAACAUCAACACGCUCCUGGACAAGGCGGACCGUGUGUACCAUCAGCUCAUGGGGCACCGGCCCCAGCUGGAGACCCUGCUCUGCAAGGUGAAUGAAGCAGCGCCUGAGAAGCCACAGGACGACACGGGCGCGGGGGCAGGGGUGGGGACGUCCUCUGCCAGUGUGAACAGGUACAUCCAGCAGCUGGCCCAGGAGUACUGUGGGGACUGCAAGACCUCCUUUGAUGAGCUCUCCAAAAUCAUACAGAAAGUGCUGGCGUCCCGGAAGGAGCUGCUGGAGUACGACCUGCAGCAGCGGGAGGCGGCCACCAAGUCCUCGCGCACCGCCGCCCUGCCCACCUUCACCGCCAGCCAGUACCGCGCGCUCUCCGUGCUGGGCUGCGGCCACACCUCCUCCACCAAGUGCUACGGCUGCGCCUCGGCCGUGACCGGCCACUGCAUCACCCUGCUGCGCGCCCUGGCCACCAACAGUGCCAUCCGCCAGAUCCUGGUGCUGCAGGGCCUGAUCCGCGAGCUCUUUGAGUACAACCUGCGGCGGGGCACGGCCACCAUGAGGGAGGAGGUGCGGCAGCUCAUGUGCCUGCUCACCAGGUAGGCCCGGGGGGCGCCGGCAGGGUCUUACAGCCUUACAUCCAAAGCCGUUCUCAUUGCCUUAAUUACUGCAAUGCUCUACUCCCUGGGAAAUCCUGACCAGGUCAGCAGUCUUCAGUAUGAGAUGCUGCUACUGACGGAUUCCAUUGCCAAAGAAGGGGGCUGCUGGGAGCUGCGACUGCGUUGUGCUCUCAGCCUGUUCCUUAUGGCUGUGAAUAUCAAGACCCCAGUAGUGGUGGAAAACAUCACCCUGAUGUGCCUGAGGAUCCUGCAGAAGCUCAUCAAACCCCCAGCACCAACCAGCAAGAAGAACAAGGAUGCUGCUGUUGAAUCUCUGACCACAGUCAAGCCCUACAGCAAUGAGAUCCAUGCACAGGCCCAGCUCUGGCUCAAGAAGGAUCCUAAGGCAUCUUAUGAGGCCUGGAAAAAAUGUCUUCCAGCCAGAGGUCAGGAGAACAUCGCCAAGCCCCAGAGCAAGGUGGAGGCGCGGCGCCAAUACCUCAUGGAGAAGUAUGUGUGGAAAUGGAAGCAGUUCAUGAGCAAGAGGGGAAAGAGAACAUCUCCUUUGGACCUUAAGCUGGGACACAACAACUGGCUGCGACAGGUCCUCUUCACUCCUGCCACCCAGGCAGCCCGGCAAGCAGCCUGCACCAUCGUGGAGGCCCUGACCACCAUCCCCAGCCGCAAGCAACAAGUCCUGGACCUGCUCACCAGCUACCUGGACGAGCUCAGUAUCGCAGGGGAGUGUGCAGCUGAGUACUUGGCUCUUUACCAGAAGCUCAUUAAGCCAGCCCACUGGAAGGUGUAUCUGGCAGCUCGGGGAGUCUUGCCAUACAUUGGCAACCUCAUUACCAAGGAAAUUGCCCAUCUUCUGGCCCUGGAAGAGGCCACUCUCAGCACUGACCUGCAGCAAGGCUAUGCCCUCAAGAGUCUGACAGGGCCGCUCAUGAGGGACAUCAAGAACAAGAUCUGCCAGGACUGCGACCUGGUGGCCCUGCUGGAGGACGACAGUGGCAUGGAGCUGUUGGUGAAUAAUAAAAUCAUUAGUUUGGACCUCUCGGUUGCUGAAGUUUAUAAGAAGGUCUGGUGCCCUACUAAUGAGGGAGAGCCAAUGCGAAUCAUCUAUCGUAUGAGGGGGCUGCUGGGGGAUGCCACAGAGGAGUUCAUUGAGUCCCUGGACUCCACUACAGAUGAAGAGGAGGAUGAGGAGGAAGUGUAUAAGAUGGCAGGAGUGAUGGCACAGUGUGGAGGUCUGGAGUGCAUGCUCAACAGACUGGCAGGGAUCAAGGAUUUCAAGCAAGGGAGACACCUGCUCACCGUCUUGCUGAAGCUGUUCAGUUUCUGUGUGAAAGUGAAGAUCAACCGACAGCAGCUGGUCAAGCCAGAGAUGAACACUCUGAACGUCAUGCUGGGCACGCUGAACCUGGCUUUGGUGGCUGAGCAGGAGAGUAAAGACAGUGGAGGAGCCUCCAUUGCAGAGCAGGUCCUCAGCAUAAUGGAGAUCAUCCUGGACGAAGCCAACGCUGAAACAGUGUCUGAAGACAAGGGUAACCUACUGUUGACAGGAGACAAAGACCAACUGGUCAUGCUGCUGGACCAGAUCAACACUCCCUUUGUGCGUUCCAAUCCCAGUGUGCUGCAGGGCCUGCUCAGGAUCAUCCCAUACCUGUCCUUUGGAGAACUGGAAAAGAUGCACAUCCUAGUGGAACGUUUCAAGCCCUGCUGCAACUUUGACAAGUAUGAUGAGGAGCACAGCGCAGACGACAAGGUCUUCAUUGACUGCUUCUGUAAGAUUGCCGCUGGAAUCAAAAACAACAGCAAUGGCCACCAGCUGAAGGACCUGAUCCUUCAGAAGGGAAUCACUCAGAAUGCACUGGACUACAUGAAGAAGCAUAUCCCCAGCGCCAAAAAUCUUGAUGCUGAUGUGUGGAAGAAGUUCCUCUCCCGUCCAGCGCUGCCUUUCAUCCUGAGGCUGCUCCGCGGACUGGCCACCCAGCACCCCCCAACUCAGGUGUUAAUCGGGACGGACUCCAUCAGCAACCUGCACAAGCUGGAGCAGGUGUCGAGCGACGAGGGCAUCGGCACGCUGGCCGAGAACCUGCUGGAGGCCCUGCGGGAGCACGCCGACGUCAACCUGAAGAUCGACGCGGCGCGCCGGGAGACGCGGGCCGAGAAGAAGAGGAUGGCCAUGGCCAUGAGGCAGAAAGCCCUGGGCACUCUGGGAAUGACGACCAAUGAGAAGGGCCAGGUUGUGACGAAGACUUCCUUACUGAAGCAGAUGGAGGAGCUGAUCGAAGAGCCAGGGUUGACAUGCUGCAUCUGCAGGGAAGGCUACAAGUUCCAGCCCACAAAGGUCCUGGGUAUUUACACCUUCACUAAGCGCCUGUCGCUGGAGGAGUUUGAGAACAAGCCCCGCAAGCAGCAGGGCUACAGCACUGUCUCGCACUUUAACAUCGUCCACUACGACUGCCACUUAGCUGCUGUCAGGCUGGCGCGUGGGCGUGAGGAAUGGGAGAGCGCCGCCCUGCAGAACGCCAACACCAAAUGCAAUGGCCUGUUGCCGGUGUGGGGGCCUCAUGUGCCCGAGUCCGCCUUCGCCACCUGCCUGGCAAGGCACAACACGUACCUGCAGGAGUGCACCGGGCAGCGAGAGCCCACCUACCAGCUCAACAUCCACGACACCAAGCUCCUGUUCCUGCGCUUCGCCAUGGAGCAGUCCUUUAGCGUGGACACGGGCGGGGGCGGCCGCGAGAGCAACAUCCACCUCAUCCCCUACAUCAUCCACACCGUGCUCUACGUCCUCAACACGACGCGAGCCACGUCGCGGGAGGAGAAGAACCUGCAGAGCUUCCUGGAGCAGCCGCGGGAGAAGUGGGUGGAGAGCGCGUACGAGGUGGACGGGCCGCACUACCACACCGUGCUGGCGCUGCACGUCCUGCCGCCCGAGCGCUGGAGGGCCAGCCGCGUGGAGGUGCUGCGCCGCCUGCUCGUCGCCGCGCACGCCCGCAAGGUCUCCCCGGGGGGCGCCACCAAACUGACAGACAAAGCUGUGAAGGAGUACGCAGUGUACCGCUCUCCUCUUCUCUUCUGGGGCCUGGUGGACCUCAUUUACGAUAUGUUUAAGAAAGUGCCCACCAGCAAUACAGAGGGAGGCUGGUCCUUCUCCCUGGCAGAGUAUGUGCGGCACAACGACAUGCCCAUCUAUGAGGCCUCAGAAAAGGUGCUGCGCACCUUUCAGGAAGAGCUCAUGCCCGCGGAGUCCUUCUCUGAAUUCCUGGAUGUUGUAGGACUGCUGUCUGAAAUCCCAGACCCUGAUGGCUUCCUGCAGGACCUUCUCAACUCUGUGCCCUGAGUGUGUGAUUCCACAGAAGAACCCUGCCACACUGGACCUCUGACUUCUCUGCGCUGGUGUCUGGUCACCAGGGCUCUGCGGCAGGCACCUCCCAGGGUACCCCUGAGUUUUGGGGCUGACCUCUCUUUCAGCACACACAACCUCCAUUGCGCAAGACUUUCAUUUCAGCAGCCUUCAGUUUUGUUUUGUUUUUUCAGAAUUCUCUUGAAACGUAACUCUUAAAACAAGAAAGCCUUAAGAGUUUAUGCAUUCAGAACCGUAAAGGUUCAUGUAACAACACACAAAUCAAAGAUUCACCCCCAUGUUGACUGAUCCAACAUUGCGGGUCACUAGCAAAUGUGGACCCACAAAUUUAGUCUAAUUUGAUCAGUGCAUAGACGUUUUCAUUUAAAGAAUAUAAAUAAAGCUCUGAGAAGCUGGAGAAAAGGUUUCCUUUGAAAUCACAGGACCCUGAUCUCUGUCCUGUGUCCUUCAAUUUUUUCCUUGGUUUUUACAGUGGUGUCAUUGGACUCGACUCUGACUUGUUAAAAUUCUGUUUUUUAUGUUUAAAAAGCAGCAUGCGUGUGUAGGUGUUUCUUAUUUACAAAAAAAAGGAGAGAAAAACAAAAACAGACAAAAAAUGGUUUGUUUUUAAAAUUUAACAAUAUAUUACCCAGUUUUAGUGAAAUGACAUGUUUUGACGUGCCCUACAAUUUCUAUUGCUGGUGCUGUAGCACUGUCCUGAAGAAGGAAAUUAAGAAAUGGCCUGUUCUCUGUUUAAAAGGAGUUCUUUUUUUUGUGGGGGAGUAGUUAUUUGGUUUGGUUUCAAUUUAGGCUCUGAUCUCCCCUCUCCAGCCCAGAGCUCCACCCAGUUUUUGUUCCCUCUGCAAAUUGUCUUGAGUUCAGAAUAUAAAAAUAUCCAAUGGAAGACUCAAGCUGAUAUUUUAUUAAUGUUUUUGCAAGUAUGGUGCCACUGAGUACAUUCUCAGUGAUAAGGGAAUUCUAUACAAGAAAAGUAUACAUAUAUGCAAAUUUUCAAAGGGCACCGUUGUACUCAAAGCUGAAUGCAUGGUGUAAGGUUUGCUUCACACCUCAUAGUGUUUUUUUUUUUGCCUGUUCCUGCUGCGAUAAUGUGCAACUGUUGCUGGAUGUUUGCUUUUUGGAUUAGCUAAAAAUUAAUAAAGCUCUAAUAACUGAG
Lepisosteus oculatus (spotted gar) is the source of this 16339-nucleotide messenger RNA. NCBI's taxonomy places the organism in Eukaryota, Metazoa, Chordata, Actinopteri, Semionotiformes, Lepisosteidae. The record is from RefSeq and is a predicted model, not a curated record.